This is a messenger RNA of Beta vulgaris subsp. vulgaris (sugar beet), 957 nucleotides long. RefSeq names its product proline-rich receptor-like protein kinase PERK9. The transcript has a single exon. The record is from RefSeq and is a predicted model, not a curated record. NCBI's taxonomy places the organism in Eukaryota, Viridiplantae, Streptophyta, Magnoliopsida, Caryophyllales, Amaranthaceae. Bases 1 to 957 code for a protein of 318 amino acids.
AUGGGGAGGUACCAAACCAGGUUGCCUUUCGCCCUUGUGUUGGUAAUACUGGCGAGUGCGAUCUCCACCACCAUGUCGCAACCACCAACAUCACCCAACCUCUCUCCUACGCCACCCAUAGCCUCCAAUGCUACGACUUUAGCUUUUUUUGUAAUGAGUUUCUUUCCACCAACACAAUCACCAUCACCUCCUCCUACAAGUAUUAGUACUCCAAGUACAACCCCUACGCCUACUACCCGAAGUAAUGCUCCCAGCACAACCCCUACACCGCCUACGCAGAACGUCCCCUCGCCACCACAAUCGCCGAAUUCAGUCCCACUACCGCCCCCUUCACCAUCAGGCAUUGUCUCUUCACCGGUGGCUCCAGAGGAAACUCCACCUCCCUUAUUAAGCGUUGUCCGUCCACCACCAGCUCCAACCAGUUCUAUUCCCCAACAAAAGAGUAUUCCAUUUGAUAAAAUAACUGAAUUUUUUCAAAGUUCAUCACCUGCAUUUCCACCCAAAAAGAAUGUUCCAAACCCAUCACCUGAAAUUACACCUUCAUUGGAAAAUGAAGUCCCAUCACCAUCCAAUGUAAAUCCUCCUCCAUCACCACCAAGUCCACCACCUCCUUCUCCAGAGGCGACUGAAGUCCCAUCAUCAACACCACCUCUAUCAGAUGAAAUUCCAACUCAAUCACCUCCUGUGGAAGAUCAAAUCCCAUUAUCAUCUUCGCCUCCACAACCAGACGAUGCUUCACCUGCUAAUCCACCACCAACGGAGGUGGAUGAAGUUCCGCCUUCUUCAGUGACACCUGUCGAUGAUAUUCCAGUUCCCCCGUCACGGGAUGAUAAUAAUGAUGAUGUCCCACCACCACCGGUGGUAAACACCACACCAUCCAGAGAUGAUAACAAUGAUGAUGUCCCACCACCGCCGGUGGUAAAUACCACACCAUCCGAUCCCCAGACAGAUGACUAG